CAGACACCAAUCAGCCGUCAGUCUUCAUCGAGUGGUGGCCUGACUCGGAUGUGGGUUCCAGUGCUCUUGUAACAAUCAGUAAAAAAACGAAAACACAAAGAGAGACACGUGUGAGAUGUUGUACAUCCUUCGUCAGCGUUGCCACUGAGUGAAAAACGGAACCAGAAGGGGUUUUUGUGCUGCCUGUUUGUGUUUUUCUUAGUGAAAUACAAUGGUCCUGCGGUUCACCGUGAUCCUCUUAUGUGGAUUUGUGGCCGGCAUGUCGUCGUCUCCGUCUUCGAAUUCUGGCGAAAAUUUCGACAAGUUUACCCGCGGGCCCGAGUUUGCGGCCCGGAGUCGGAUCCUGCGGAACGUCGUUGAUAAGUCGAGGAUGGUGAACGGUUCGGCGGCGACGACGACGCGGGUGUUGAACAGAAAUUCCAUCAAUACGGUGUUUGAAGAGAGGACAAGACCCAACAGUGACAGUGGUGGUGUUGGGAUAGGAAGUAGACAGAGGAGACAACGGGAAGUUUCGAUUCUGGGACUGUUUGAGCUGAGUACGAGACAUGGGAUGAGGGCCGAGGGGCAAAGUGAGCUGGCAGCGGCUCAACUUGCUGUGCAACAUAUUAACAGGAGAGGACUGCUGCUGGGAUACACGUUGAAGCUGCUUACGAAUGAUACCAAGUGCGACCCCGGCGUUGGCAUCGACCGUUUCUUCCACGCCCUGUACACCCACCAGGACAAGCGGAUAAUCAUGGUCCUGGGCUCAGCCUGCUCCGAAGUAACCGAAAGUGUGGCCAAAGUCGUCCCGUACUGGAACAUCGUUCAGGUCUCGUUCGGCUCAACGUCGCCCGCCCUCAGCGAUCGGCGCGAGUUCCCACUGUUCUACCGCACCGUCGCCCCGGACUCGUCCCACAAUCCGGCGCGAAUUGCCUUCAUCAAACACUUUGGCUGGGACACGGUGGCCACGUUUGCCGAGAACGAGGAAGGUCACUCGUUGGCCGUCAACGACCUGGUGACGGAGCUCGAGCGGGCCAACAUCACCUGCGCCGCGACCAUUUCCUUCGCCGAGACCGACUUCAAGGAACAGCUCAAACUGCUGCGGGACAAGGACAUCCGAGUAAUCGUUGGAAGCUUUUCACACGAAAUUGCGCCAAAAGUGUUUUGUGAGGCCUACUUCUUGGGAAUGUUUGGCGCGGACUACGCGUGGAUCCUGCAGGACACGCACAUUUCGUCCUGGUGGUUGGCGCCGACCAGUGCCUGUCCGUCGGCCAUUUUGCUGAAGGCCCUCGACAACGUGCUGCUCGUGUCCAGCUACAACAGCAUCGUGGGCAUGGGAACCGCCCUCAGUGGACUGACCGACGAAAUGUUUCACCGCAAGCUGACGGAGAUGAACGUGACCGGAGCGGUGUCCCGUUUCGCCCCGCAGACGUACGACGCCGUUUGGGCUAUGGCGCUAGCUUUGCGGGGUGCGGAGCGAACCUGGACCCAGGUGGCCCACCAAAACCGGACCCGUCUGUCCCACUACGACUACACGCGCUUCGACAUGGCCAAGGAGUUACUGCGGCAGUUUGACAGCCUCAGGUUCAACGGGAUCUCCGGACCGGUUUCGUUCGACGGAGCCGAUCGCGUCGGCACGACCUCGUUUCACCAGAUUCAGAGUGGCGUGCUGCGGCAGAUUGCGUUCUACUACCCGAAGAAUGCCUCGUUGGACUUUGGCUGUCCCAAGUGUGGCGCGAUCCGGUGGGAGUCCGGUCAGGUGCCGAUCGCGAAGCGAAUUCUGCGACUGCGCGUGGACACGAUCUCGCCGAUGGCGUUCUACACCGUGGUGAUCUUGUCAUUCGUGGGCAUUGGAAUUUCGGUGCUGUUUCUGGCGAUGAAUCUUCAUUUUCGGAAGUUGAAGGCCAUGAAGCUGUCCAGCCCGAAGCUGAGUACGAUCACCGUCUGCGGGUGCAUCCUGGUGUACAUGGCUACGAUCCUGCUAGGGUUGGACGACUCAACGCUACCGUCGUGGCCGUCGGUGACCUUCUCGACGAUCUGCAUGGCCCGGAUCUACUUCCUAUCGGCUGGGUUCUCGCUUGCGUUUGGAUCAAUGUUCGCCAAGACCUUCCGGGUGUACCGACUGUUUACGCACAGUGCAGGAGGAUUGUGCAAGGACAAGAUCCUUCGGGAUACCCAACUGAUAUCGGUAAUUGGAGCGUUGCUUCUGUUGGACGCUUGUGUCGUGUCGUUCUGGAUGGCUGCCGAUCCCAUGGAGAGACAUCUGCAUAACCUUACGCUGGAGAUUAGUGCGUCCGAUCGCGGUGUUGUCUACCUGCCUCAGGUUGAGUUGUGUCGAUCGCGGCACUACGAAAGUUGGCUUGGAACGUUGUACGCCUACAAGGGACUGCUGCUGAUCGUGGGGGUGUACAUGGCAUGGCAAACGCGCAACGUUAAGAUCCCUGCGCUAAACGAUUCCCAAUACAUUGGCGUAUCGGUCUACAGUGUGGUGAUCACCAGUGCUAGUGUCGUCGUGUUGGCGAAUUUACUGUACGAGAAGGUCACGCUGGCGUUCGCGAUCACCGCAGGUUUCAUUCUGAUAUCUACGACGGCUACGCUGUGUUUGCUUUUCCUUCCAAAGCUGAAAGACAUUUUUGACAAGGGAAGCUACGACCCGGUGAUUCACAGCAUGGGACUGAAGAUGGAGUGCAAUACGCGUCGGUUUGUGGUGGACGAUCGUCGUGAGCUGCAGUUCCGCGUGGAGGUUCAGAACCGUGUCUACCGAAAGGAAAUCGAAAUGCUGGACGCCGAGAUCGUACGGCUGGAGAGACUGCUCACCGAUCGUCCGUCGUCGUCGUCACGAUCAUCUGAUCCCAACGUCAAGCCUCUGGUAGACUCGUUGGAAACCUUCAACGGAACUCCCCUAAUGAACCCAAGUGCCCCAACUGGUCUACCAAUGCUGCUUCUGUCCGUCCUGCCACCGAUCAUUCCACGCGCAAGCUGGCCCACCGUUGACCCGAUGCUGUCCCCCAUGAAGCGUAAUGUCACCUUCAGCUCACAACCGAGGAUCGCGUUCGGUCGCGAUCGCAACUGUCUGUCCGAGCUGCGACUAUCAAACACGGAAGAAGGUGGUGGUGUACUAAGCCGCAUCAAGAAUCUGUUCGGAUCGCGAGUGCACAAAACCUCCUCGAUCUCGGCCCUCGGAGGUCCCAACAUGGCCGUACGUCCCUCAACGUUGACGAUCUUCGCCGAGGUGGACGCCGAAGAUGACGUGUCCGGCGCCGGGGAGGUCUUCACGAUUAAGCAACCCUCCAACGAGAACCUGCGGCUUACGGGAUCGGAACCCAGGGUCAACUUUGUCCUGCCCACGAUCGAGCAUCGGCGUCCGUCAAUCGUGCACCAGCACUCACAACCGACUCUGCGUGAAAGGAUCCGAGGGUCGCCGCGGUUUCCACACCGGGUGUGUCCCACGGCUAGCAGCAUGACGGAACUGAUGAUGACCGGUGGCGAUCAGCAAACGCUGCCUCGGAUGAGCUUCCUGACGGUGAAGAGUUGUGAGGUUUUGCAGGGCUCGAAUCAACCGACCACGAUCAAGUGGCAGUCGAUGGACUCGUUCGCGAACGGGGUGGGAAAGUGUUGAGCGAUCACGGUAGAAAUUCAGGCCAAUUUAGGGUAAAACAACCAUACUAUAGGAGGUUUCACGGUAGACCAAGUGCAAAACAAAGCAGAAAUACAUCAAACAUGACCAGAGGUGAGGGUACUAUUGGGGUUAACAUUAGAUGAUAGAUCACUAUACUGCGUGCUGUGUUCGGUAGAGCAAUAAAGUCAAAGCAAUAGGUAAUUGUGAGAAAAA
Culex quinquefasciatus (southern house mosquito) is the source of this 3811-nucleotide messenger RNA. It is a transcript of the gene GABA-B-R3, whose product is annotated as gamma-aminobutyric acid type B receptor subunit 2. Gene Ontology annotation, cellular component: membrane; G protein-coupled receptor heterodimeric complex. Lineage: Eukaryota; Metazoa; Arthropoda; Insecta; Diptera; Culicidae. The record is from RefSeq and is a predicted model, not a curated record. Gene Ontology annotation, biological process: G protein-coupled receptor signaling pathway; gamma-aminobutyric acid signaling pathway. Gene Ontology annotation, molecular function: G protein-coupled GABA receptor activity.